AUGUACCUUUCAAUAGGUGAAGAGUUAAAUAAUUUCCGUUUCAGAGAACAUGGACAGGGAACGAUAGAAGAACUCCGGAGCCGUGAUUUUCGGAAGGAGUUGGAAGAACGUGAACGUGAAAGGGAAAAGGACAAGAGCUCUAGCCGGCGUAUGAUAGAAGCACCUCGUGAUAGUUCCACGACUAGUGCUAAGAGACAAAAACUCGAUCAAGUGCCUACCGCGAGUUUAGAUGCAGAUGAUCCUCUUGACGAUGACGACUCUGAAUCAGAGAGCGACGAGGAUGAUACUGCUGCACUUUUAGCUGAAUUGCAACGUAUAAAAAAAGAAAGAGCAGCAGAACAAGCUAAAAAGGAAAUGGAGAAACGGCAGGAGGAGGAAAGAAUCCGAAUGGAAAAUAUUCUUUCUGGUAAUCCUCUGCUAAAUUAUUCUUCACAAAGUGGAAGAACAGAUAUGAAAGUCAGACGGCGAUGGGAUGAUGAUGUCGUAUUCAAAAAUUGUGCUCGUUCGGAACCGAAACAAAAACAUGAUGUAUUCAUAAACGAUUCAUUAAGAAGCGAGUUUCACCGUAAAUUCAUGGAAAAAUACGUUAAGUGAAUAAAUUCUCACGAACAUUAUAUAUUAUGUUUGUAAAUAGUUUUAAGUUAAUACUGACAUAUUAUUUGUAAAGUAUCGUACAAUAGGAAGUAACAAAGGAGUUAUUAUUCCAAAUUCAAGUUGUGACUCCAUGAGAUAAUUGACUGUAUAAACACAGAGAUUAUUAAGCUACAUAAUUCUACGAAUUAAUCGCAAAUCUGAGUUAUAAAUAAGCGCAAUAUUUGAAUGUACCUUUCAAUAGGUAGAUUCGUGCUACAUAAGUCAUAUACUGUUUAGGCACGUUGAAUCUUACAUUAUUUUUUGUCAUAGCCAAGCUUAAAUAAGAAAUCUCACAGUACUUAAUUGAAGUAUAUUGAUCAAAAUAAUCAAAUUUUAUAUGAAAAAUCUCAAGAAAUUAUUUAAACACAUCACAACAGCUAAGAAUUAAAAAUAAUACAUAUCAUCUAAUUCAUACUUAUUAGAGAAAUCCAAUUGAAAAAGAAGUUGAACUCUAAAAAUAAGCGUACAAAUAAUUGAAGUUGGAGUAAAACCAAUAUUUUCUAUGUUUCGAAAUGCAGUGGAUGCAAAAAAUGUUGUUGAUGUUCAUGCAACAUUCAUGAAAUAAAAAUUCCUUUUCCAUUAA
This is a messenger RNA of Ceratina calcarata, 1216 nucleotides long. RefSeq names its product spliceosome-associated protein CWC15 homolog. NCBI's taxonomy places the organism in Eukaryota, Metazoa, Arthropoda, Insecta, Hymenoptera, Apidae. The record is from RefSeq and is a predicted model, not a curated record. Gene Ontology annotation, molecular function: RNA binding. The coding region runs from base 1 to 594 and encodes 197 amino acids. Gene Ontology annotation, cellular component: catalytic step 2 spliceosome. Gene Ontology annotation, biological process: mRNA cis splicing, via spliceosome. The transcript is spliced from 3 exons.